AUGACAUUUGUACCGGCAACUCUCAUCCUUCCGCUGAGCCCACCACACAACGGCGUGCCGCUUGAGCUAGAAGUUGUAGCAGAGGCAGGAGAGAUUCAUGCGAGGGGAGACAGGGGUGGGGCGCAGUCCCCGUCCGCGUUCGUGGCGACGAGGGGCGGGCACCAGCGAUACGAUCUCUUGCCUGGACGAUCGAUUGGACUUCCGACUGAAGUAUGGUGGAAGGUGAUUGAUUUUGUUGCGGACGACAUUUGGCACACAGAAACUGGCGGAAAUCAGCUGCGAGAGCUGGCAAGGGUGAAUCAGGCGUGUCACACGCGGUGCCGUGUUCGUGCUGAGGAGAGACUAGAUGUCAUCGACAGGGACAAGAAAGAAGUGUAUCGGCUGAUCAGAAGACUGGACGAGCACCCAGAUCGAUACGGCCGCAUAAAAACUGUGAGAUUCGUGAACGGGAAGAUCAGUACGUUUGGGUCACUUGCUAUCCUCAUGGCAGGGAAGCUUCCUAAUGUGGAGAUGCUCGAGCUCAAGUCUGGCUCGUUGACAUGGUUCCACUGCGACUGGGAGCCUGGACAGCUGCACUCGCGCAUUUUCUUACACGUGAGGGCCGCAUUUGAGUCGGUGACCACGCUCCAUCUCUUCUGGAUCCUUUUCCCCUCUGCGGCGGUGUUUGGAAGACUUAUUCACGCCCUUCCACGCCUCGGCUCCCUGACAUGUAACGGGGUGAGGUUCAAGAAUCCAAGCGUUAUGCCAGGCCCAGUAGCAAGUCCCCUCCGACUUGCCACCGUCGGCCUGUUUGAGAGCCCUGACGUUGUCGACUUUCUUGUUCAGAGUGGGCCCGGCGCCUUCUUCCUCCACCAGGUCGUCGUCGGUCCACAGCGAGGGAAGGGUUCGAGGCUGGUCACUGUCGCCGCGCAUUCGCUCUCCUCGUUUCAUCUUCGCAUAGAUUGGAGUAUUGCUCAGGAUCUUAAUGACUUAGAUCUGGGCCUUCUCCCCGAUCUCACUCCAGCUCAAAACCUGUGUGCCCUGUCGGUCUCGAUUUCCUCGAUCUCCUUUAGUCCACAGUGGCUAGAACGCGCUUUGCCUCGCGCCUCCUUACCUAACCUACGUGAACUUGAGAUUUCUGUCGACCUCCAGGGUGACGAUCAGCGACGAAGCAACUUCGAUGAGUUUGACGAUGAUUCCUACGUGCACAUCGACGGCGUCCUCUCUGGACCUCUGUUUCCCACCCUCCAAAAGAUCACCUUUUGCCUUCAAUGUUGUGUCACUCCAAGUGAGGUGAUGAGCGUGACAUCCGAGGUAUCCUGGCGGACACAUUUCUCGUCGAAACUCCCCCUCCUUCACGCCAGUGGACGGCUCUUGUGA
Fibroporia radiculosa is the source of this 1359-nucleotide messenger RNA. RefSeq lists its product as uncharacterized. The coding region runs from base 1 to 1359 and encodes 452 amino acids. The record is from RefSeq and is a predicted model, not a curated record. Lineage: Eukaryota; Fungi; Basidiomycota; Agaricomycetes; Polyporales; Fibroporiaceae. The transcript is spliced from 3 exons.